This is a messenger RNA of Trichomycterus rosablanca, 1584 nucleotides long. RefSeq names its product zinc finger protein OZF-like. The transcript is spliced from 3 exons. Lineage: Eukaryota; Metazoa; Chordata; Actinopteri; Siluriformes; Trichomycteridae. Gene Ontology annotation, biological process: regulation of transcription by RNA polymerase II. Gene Ontology annotation, molecular function: DNA-binding transcription factor activity, RNA polymerase II-specific; RNA polymerase II cis-regulatory region sequence-specific DNA binding. The annotation marks the transcript as partial. The record is from RefSeq and is a predicted model, not a curated record. Gene Ontology annotation, cellular component: transcription regulator complex; chromatin; PcG protein complex.
AUGGAGGACGCCCGGGGAGGCGCCCCGCAACACAGCACACACAGAAACCUCUGUCUCAGAGAAGCAGCCAUCGUAAAUGAGGAGGAAAUCAAAAUGCUGCUCCUGAAGAGCACAGACAAGGAUUUCUGCUGCUCCUCGUGUCCACGUUCCUCUACAACCCAAAAUCAACUCCACAAUCACAUCAAGAGCUGCAACCAUGAUAAAUAUGAGACUCUGGUGAAGAUUAAGACUGAACAUGAGGAUCUGACGCCCACCAGAAGCUCCAGUAAUCAGCAAACGUCCUCUGGUACUGUCAGCAUUAACACCUCUCUUAGUCCCACCCAGGAAGAAGGAAACGUCUGCUCACAGUGUGGGAAGAGCUUCAGUACCCAGGGUGCUCUCAAAAUACACCAGCGCAUUCACACUGGAGAGAAACCAUAUCAGUGCUCACAAUGUGAGAAGAGCUUCAGUACCCAGGGUGCUCUCAAAACCCACCAGCGCAUUCACAGUGGAGAGAAACUUUAUCAGUGCUCACAGUGUGAAAAGAGUUUUAAUACAAAGAGUGAGCUUAAAAUACACCAGCGCAUUCACACAGGAGAGAAACCCUAUCAGUGCUCACAGUGUGAAAAAAGUUUUAAUCAACAGAGUAAUCUCAAAAUCCACCAGCGCAUUCACACUGGAGAGAAACCAUAUCAGUGCUCACAGUGUGGAAAGAGUUUUAAUGGACAGGGUCAUCUCAAAAUACACCAGCGCAUUCACACUGGAAAGAAACCAUAUCAGUGCUCACAGUGUGGAAAAAGUUUUAAUCAACAGAGUAAUCUCAAAAUACACCAGCACAUUCACACUGGAGAGAAACCGUAUCAGUGCUCACAGUGUGGAAAGAGUUUUAUUACACAGAGUAAACUCAAAACACACCAGCACAUUCACACUGGAGAGAAACCAUAUCAGUGCUUACAGUGUGGAAAGAGUUUUUAUACACAGAGUAAUCUCAAAAAACACCAGCGCAUUCACACUGGAGAGAAACCAUAUCAGUGCUUACAGUGUGGAAAGAGUUUUUAUACACAGAGUAAUCUCAAAAUACACCAGCGCAUUCACACUGGAGAGAAACCAUAUCAGUGCUUACAGUGUGAGAAGAGUUUUAAUCAACAGGGUCAUCUCAAAAUCCACCAGCGCAUUCACACUGGAGAGAAACCGUAUCAGUGCUCACAGUGUGGAAAGAGUUUUAAUGGACAGGGUCAUCUCAAAAUACACCAGCGCAUUCACACUGGAAAGAAACCAUAUCAGUGCUCACAGUGUGGAAAAAGUUUUAAUCAACAGAGUAAUCUCAAAAUACACCAGCGCAUUCACAGUGGAGAGAAACCGUAUAAGUGCUCACAAUGUGGGAAGAGUUUUAAUCAACAGGGUAAUCUCAAAACACACCAGCGCAUUCACACUGGAGAAAAACCGUAUCAGUGCUCACAGUGUGGAAAGUGUUUUAAUAGACAGAGUGAUAUCAAAAAACACCAGCGCAUUCACACUGGAGAAAAACCGUAUCAGUGCUCACAGUGUGGAAAGAGUUUUAAUCAACAGAGUGAUCUGAAAAAACACCAGUGCAUUCACACUGGA